This is a messenger RNA of Rotaria socialis, 1569 nucleotides long. The record is from the annotation of a GenBank genome assembly. NCBI's taxonomy places the organism in Eukaryota, Metazoa, Rotifera, Eurotatoria, Philodinida, Philodinidae.
AUGGUAACCGAAACAGCUGCAUUAGUUGCUGAUAAAAUGCUUGUUCCAGCUCAAUUAGCCCUGCCCACAUCGAAUGCUAUUGAAGAGCAACAAAAAAAAGAUGAAUCUCGUUAUCCUCGAAUGACCAAAGAAUUCAUAAAAAAACAUUGCAAAGAACAUAAAUUAUAUCAAACACCAUAUUUAAACGACGUUCUUUAUUUGCAUUUCAAAGGUUUUGGUCGUAUCGAAAAUUUAGAAGAAUAUGUUGGUUUAAAGUGUCUUUGGCUUGAGUCAAAUGGUAUUCAACGUAUUGAAAAUCUUGAUCAUCAAUUAGAAUUACGUUGUCUUUAUUUGCAUCAAAAUUUAGUCAGUAAAAUUGAAAAUUUAAAUCAUUUACAAUAUUUGGAUACAAUAAAUUUAUCAAAUAAUUAUGUGACUAAAAUUGAAAAUCUAGCGGCUUUACCAAAAUUGAAUUCACUUUAUUUAUCACAUAAUAAACUCGAAUCAGUUGAAGAUAUUGAACAUUUAAAAGAAUGUAAAAGUUUAAGUGUCGUGGAUUUAUCGCAUAAUUUUAUCGAAGAUGCGGAUGCUGUACACGUGUUUAGUAAAAUGGAGAAUAUUCGUGUCAUCAAUCUUAUUGGUAAUCCAUUGUUAAAAACUGUUAAAGAUUAUCGACGAACACUGACACUUGGAUGUGUUAAUUUAACCUAUCUUGAUGAUCGCCCAGUAUUUCCAAGAGAUCGCGCAUGUGCCAAUGCAUGGGCUAGCGGUGGUCGAGAAGCCGAACGCGAAGAACGUCAACUAUGGGAAACACCUGAACGAAAACGUAGUGCAAAACCUGUUAAUGAUCUCAUACUUAUGCGUCGUCAUUACUUGGGUGAUCGUGGUGAAAAUGAAAAUGAGAUCCAACAGAGCGAAAAUGAAUUAACUUCCGAAAAAGAAACCGACGAUCAAGAACAGGAAAAUAAUAUAGAUGAGCCGCCGCCACUUGAAGAUGUUGAUGAAUCAGACACAGAAGGCGAAGAUGAAACUGUAGAAUCAGAAGAAGCCAAAAAGGAAAAUGGCAUAGUUGAACUAGAAAAUGCGAAAGAAAAUGAAACAGUAGUAUCAAAAACUGAGAACGUAGUUGCAACAGCAGUAUCGGAAACCAAGAACGAAGUUGAAACAAUUGAACCAGAAAUAAAAAAAGAAAAUGAAACAACAGUAUCGGAAACUAUGAACGAAAUUGAAACAGUUAAACCAGAAAUUAAACAAGAGAAUGAAAUAAUUGAACCGGAAAACAAAGAAGAAAAUGAAAUCAUCGAAUUAAUUACUAAGCCUGCAACAGUAGAAAAGCCAACAGAAGAUUAUAUUGAUAUUCCAUUCAUUCGACCGCCAUUGGAAAAUGUUGUGAGUCGUUCAUCGUCUGAUACUAUAUUCGGAAGAUCGCAAAAAGCUAAUAGUGAUGCAGGCGAAAAGCCAGUACGAUUGAGAAUCGUUGAUAUGGAUGAAAUCGAUGAAGGUCCAACACUUACGGAUACUUCCAAAGAACUAUUCAUUGAAACCAAAACACCGCCGACAACAACACGAAAACUGAUCGAAGAAUUAUAA